AUGCCCCGUGUCUUUUUGGUCAGGAGUCGACGUCCACAGCCACCCAACUGGGGCCACCUGCCUGACCAGCUCCGGGGAGAUGCCUACAUCCCAGAUUGCAGCAGCCAAGGGAGGCCGGCAGCACACCAGACUUCUGGCCUCAGGAACUCGUGGGCAAUGCCCACACAGGGAACCCUGGCAUCCACUCCCAGGGGUCCUGGGACACUUGGCUGCCCCUUGUGCCCCAAGGCCUUCCCCCUGCAGCGCAUGCUGACUCGGCACCUUAAGUGCCACACCCCUGCACGCCGCCACGUGUGCCGCUGCUGUGGCAAAGGCUUUCACGAUGCCUUCGAUCUCAAGCGCCACAUGAGGACUCACACUGGGAUCCGGCCUUUCCGCUGUGGAGCCUGUGGGAAAGCUUUCACGCAGCGCUGUUCCCUGGAAGCGCAUCUCGCCAAGGUGCAUGGACAGCCGGCUAGCUACGCCUACCGCGAGCGCCGCGAGAAGCUGCAUGUUUGUGAGGACUGCGGCUUCACAAGCGCCCGGCCGGAUGCUUACGCCCAGCACCGCACCCUGCAUCACGCCUGAGCCCCCGUCCCACCCGCCAGGCCCAGGCGAAUAAACACGGGAAAUAUGGGCACAGAAUCUGG
Molecule: messenger RNA, 629 nt
Organism: Dipodomys spectabilis (banner-tailed kangaroo rat)
Lineage: Eukaryota; Metazoa; Chordata; Mammalia; Rodentia; Heteromyidae
Gene: Ovol3
Product: ovo like zinc finger 3
Exons: 4
Coding region: 1-567 (188 amino acids)
Biological process (GO): epidermal cell differentiation; regulation of transcription by RNA polymerase II
Cellular component (GO): nucleus
Molecular function (GO): RNA polymerase II cis-regulatory region sequence-specific DNA binding; DNA-binding transcription factor activity, RNA polymerase II-specific
Source: RefSeq, a predicted model, not a curated record